Messenger RNA from Moesziomyces antarcticus, 540 nucleotides. Its product is annotated as nuclear receptor 2c2-associated. The transcript has 2 exons. NCBI's taxonomy places the organism in Eukaryota, Fungi, Basidiomycota, Ustilaginomycetes, Ustilaginales, Ustilaginaceae. The coding region runs from base 1 to 540 and encodes 179 amino acids. The record is from RefSeq and is a predicted model, not a curated record.
AUGAGUGCGGCACCCACUCUCACUGCUCCUGCAGCACCUGCAGGAGUCUCGCUGGCCAAUCUGCUCGAAGGCGGCGUCAAGGUCAAAGUGUCGUCCGGCUCUUCCAAGGAGGCAAAAAACGUGCUCGACGGAUGUGCCGAAACAUGCUGGACCUCGGAUCACUUGGCGCCCAACAGCGACCCCACCACGGCACGCAGUUUCCUCUCGUUCAAGCUCGGCCACCCCAUCGCCCUUUCGCAGCUGCACAGUCUGUCGCUCACCUUUGCCGGAGGUUUCAGCCCUAUGAGCCUCAGCAUCGCAACCUCCGAGCAAGAUGGCAAGACCUGGACACCGCUCACCAACCAGAUGCUCUUCCCCAACGACACCAACGCCAAGCAGUACUUUGACCUCACCCACCUCGUCCACGACGGCGGCAAUCCCGACAACACCGCCGCCUGGAUCCGGCUCGAAUUCAUCGGCAGCACCGACGACUACGGCAGACUCACCGUCUACCAGACCGAAAUCUUUGCUCUGCCUCCCUCCUCGCAUCAAUCAGCAUAA